Rhipicephalus microplus (southern cattle tick) is the source of this 6802-nucleotide messenger RNA. Its product is annotated as proton-coupled zinc antiporter SLC30A2-like. Gene Ontology annotation, cellular component: plasma membrane. Gene Ontology annotation, molecular function: zinc ion transmembrane transporter activity. NCBI's taxonomy places the organism in Eukaryota, Metazoa, Arthropoda, Arachnida, Ixodida, Ixodidae. Gene Ontology annotation, biological process: zinc ion transmembrane transport; response to zinc ion. The record is from RefSeq and is a predicted model, not a curated record.
GAUACAUUUCUCCAGCCCGCCUGUAUUAUGCUGGUGGUUGAGUGAAGAAGCCUCCGUUUCCUUUUAUUUCGUUCGCUGGACUUCGAGCUUCUUACUGGUUGGCUUAGGGCGAUAUGGGACGGUGGAAUGCCUUAGCUAAGCAAUCCGAAUGAUUCUCAACCGGAGCUGUUAGCGCCGUCGCGAUCCUCCUGCUGGAGGCUGGAGCCCGCUGGUUUUAUCAGCUGUAAUGGCAUCCGGUGGGUCCGCCAAAUUCGCCCUUGUUCGUGAUAAAGUGAAGCAGAUAUUCACCAGUGAACGCGUAGCGUACGUCUCGGAAGAUUCUGUUUCUGGAGACGAAGAACUUCUCGACAUUACCAGCGCACCGCUAAGUCUGAUGGAUGACAACGAGGACUUUUGCCUGUGUCGGCGCUGUCGCAACGCGGGUGACCCGUCCUCUCAAACUGGCGACCCGACGCCUGUCACCGCGUCAGAUGCCUGCGUGAACUACAGGCAAAGUGCUGGCGAAAGCUCCGCUCUCCUUUACGACACUAGUGAAGAUGACAGCGAUGAAUCGCUUCACUGCCAUGCAAACCAUCAAUCAAGGCGUUCGACCAAGGUGGCCCAGAGACAACUCAUUAUCAGCUGCCUCAUCUGCUUCACAUUUAUGAUAGCAGAAGUUGUAGGUGGCUACAUGUCCAACAGCCUGGCUAUCAUGUCGGAUGCUGCUCACUUGUGUGCCGACUUGGCUGGCUUUCUGAUCUCCAUCUUUGCUGUCUGGAUUGCACAGAAGUCUCCCACGAAGAGACUGUCCUUCGGUUUCUAUCGUGCUGAAGUCCUGGGCGCUGUGCUGAGUGUGGUGUUCAUCUGGGUGCUGACGGGCAUCCUAGUUUACACAGCCGUGCAACGGAUUUACCAUGAUGACUAUGACAUUAAUGCAGACAUCAUGCUCAUCGUCUCCGGCACAGGUGUUGCCAUGAACAUCUUCAUGGGGCUGGUGUUGCAUGGCUGCUGCCCUUGUGCGGGCAUGAGUCAGCACGGCCACAGCCAUGGCCUUGGCGGACACAACCAUGGUCGCAGCAAUGAACGCUCCAACAUCAACAUCCGUGCAGCCUUCAUCCACGUCCUAGGGGACCUGCUGCAAAGCAUAGGGGUGCUCAUCUCUGCUACCAUCGUCAAGUACAAUAGCCAGUACAAGAUAGCAGAUCCCGUCUGCACGUUCAUCUUUUCGGCUCUUGUGUUGUUCACAACUGUGCCGAUCCUGAGGGAUGCCGUGUUUAUACUAAUGGAAGGAUUCCCAAAGGACCUUUCUUACAACACGGUAAAGUCAGCGCUGCAAAGCAUCAAAGGCGUCCGAAUGGCACACAGCCUCCACGUGUGGUCAUUGACAGCCAAUAGAUUCGCCCUGGCCGUACACUUAGCUGUCGAUCCCGACACAGACCAGACAGCCGUGCUUCAAGCCGCUCAGAAGUUGGUGCGAAAGAACUUUGGCAUCCACAGUUCCACAAUCCAAGUGGAGAUGUUCAGCCCAAGUGAGAUGCUGUCUUGCGAAACCUGCAAGGGACCUUGACACCCUGUCGACCUUUAUAUGACCUAAUUCAACACGCGUUGAGCGAAUCAUGGUUGCUCUCGGAAGGUUUCGAAAUGUCGAUAUAGAGAGAAGCCAAGCUGAAUUUCCUCACAGUUUUAAGAUACGUUUAGGAAAUCGGGGAAACCCUCCGCCACUGUGUCGAUUCUCACUUUUUUCAGUUCCUAAUUGUGCACCUAGGUUAAAUUGAGUUCAUUUUUGAAGUUUUCCAUAUAUUAAUCGUUGCAGUCUGAGUGCCUCUGUGAGCUACCUGUUAGAAAUCAUGCUCUGAAAGUCGCUCACACUCUUUCGGUGGGUGCAUUCACUUUAGUGACAUUUUGCCUAACUAAGGAACAGGACACAUCAGCUUUUACAAGCAGGCAGUGUUCCAAAAUCGGCGCAUUGUCGUGCACGCUCUUGCUUGUGGAUUCUGGCUCAACAUGUGCCAACCUGUGCAAAAGGAAUUGCAUACCCAAAAGUGAGUGAGAACACCACUUCUGUACGUGGCUCUGUGCUCGCAAAUGUGUGUGCAAGUCAAUAGUCAACACAUGGUUUACUGCCAGACGUUCUAGUCUGGGCCGUCAAGUUGACUUGCCCACGAUAUUACCAUCAGUGGCUUUUAUUCAUUACUGCAUUGGCAGUAUGCUUUGCCUCAGCUGUGGCAAAGCAAGGUGCAAUAAGUCUAGUUACAGUCUUCUGCUGGUGUUUGCAGCCCUAUAGCAUAGCAUUAUGCUUCUUUCCAUUUUCUGAGUGCAGCUUUCGAUAGUUAUUGCUUAUUCAGUAACAUGAAUCUCUGAUAGUGUGAAGUGUAAGGAAGACUCGAAUAUAUGUGUUCCUACCUUGGACCUGUCAUUUUACGACCUCUUAGAGCAUUGCUUCCUUGUUUUAUACUUGCAAUAAUAAUGCCCGUGUGCAUUGCAGAUGUCGGAAAAUGGUGCUUCGAACACAAUCACCUUUUUUCUUUCAAUCGCGGGAUACAUUUGCACUUAUCGACUGUACAUAAGAUGUUUCAGCUGACUGAAAGUUCAAACUUGCAUAGUAAUUUCAAAUCAGAUAGAUAAAAAUUUAAUCUAUUUUUCCAUGGGUUUUUUCGUCUCACACAAAAACCAAGAUCAGAGCUUGAUGAAAAGUUGGCAUUUUAAUGUACUGUGCGAAUAAAAUACCAGUACAAUUAGUGAAGAAAACCUUCUCUUCCCCUCUCCCCCUUUUUAGUCACAUUUUCUGAAGUGUUGGAAAGUUGAUCUUCCAGCUAGUUCCUUUGGGAGUGCCCCCCCCCCCCCACCUCUCUCUGGAGGACAAUCCUGCUGGUGAUGUGCAAUAAUUCAGUGAAGCCGUAAAUUAUAGCCAUAUGUGUAAAGUGUAGGGUGGCAAGGCUUUCCUCAAGUGUCUCCAUUUCAACUAUGUAAAACUACAAAAUUGGAUGAUGUUCACUAAAAAUUAUUGAGGCAAAAUUGCAUUUAGGAAAAGUUUGACUAACAUGAGUUGGCUCUACUGUAUGUUCAUCAUAACCAUGACAUAGUUAAGUAUGUUUUUAUGCAUUUAAAAUGAGUCUCUCAUAAUGUUUUACGGAGUAACAUUUUCCUCUACAUGUACCAUAGAAGUAAAAAAUGCAUUUUGAUACAUCUGCAUUGUGAGCUUGGCUUUAGUCGUAAAAGACCAUCACUUUUCUGUGUUGAGCUCUGAGAAAACUGCCACAAUCUCCAUUUAGGGUUGCCAAAUGUGUCAUGAUCCGAGACAGAAAAAAAAAAAAAAAGUGUUCCAGAGUUUCCUCGUGAUGUGUGUGUGUCCAGUAUUAUGCCGACAGAAACAGUGCAACAGCAUUUCGUAAAUAAGCUGAGUGCUUCAGGUAGUAAACAUGUUAAUUGAUCAUGCAGGGCCUCUCCCCUCAAUCUAUGUUAGGGUUUGAGAUGCUUUCCUGGUGAACACUUCGUCUUCCGUAAUAAAUUAGAAAGUGUGCUAUUUGUCAUUUUUAUUUAUUAUAGUGUGCUAUACCGACCUGUUCUUCAUCUGCACUGCAUCACAUAUUAAUUGAAACUAGAUUGUCACCUAGAUAUGUAGAGGUAGCUGCUGAGAAAGAAAACUCAUUCACAAAACAGAGGUAGUAGCCAGUUAAUUUGGCAACGCACUAUGCAAUUUUACUUGGCAGACUAAUGUUUAGAGGUGCAACUGCACAGCUGUGUAGAAUGCAAGCCUUUUAAGAGACAACCAAAGCAUAUCUGAAUUGUGUGAACACAAGUGAUGAUUGUUAAAAGUGUUCAGCAUCAUUUGGAAACCUACAUCUCUUGCUCGCUCGCGUGCUGGUAACCAUUAAACAUAGUCAACAGUGAGCUUAUGGUAGCUAUUUGUCCUGAGCAGUGUGUCUGUACUGCGUAGGCUAUUUGACUUGCAUAGAUGACAUUGUAUGUUCUGUGAACUGAUGCUUGACAAUUGAUGCAUCCCUCUCGCAGUGAUCUCGAUUGUAUUUCAGCUCGGCAAGUCUUCAUAGCAAUCGGCACGUACGACCCCAAAGUGUUAUCGACGCGCUGAAUUUACCUACUUUUGGUAUAUGCUAGCAGACUUGCCAGGGCUUUGUAAGCACACCUUGUCUGCAGUUCAAGCUCAUCUAGUUAUUUCAGUACAUAUUGUGUCGGUUUUCUUUGUUAUGACAUGUUUUGUAGUGUUUUUGCUGAUAACUUUACAAGCGGAGCAACUUCUUGCCAAAAGCUUUGCUGAAAUUUUGAUGGAAUCAAUAUGUUGUUGCUCUCAUUUUAUUUGUACAUGAAAUUUACAAUUGCAACUUGAUCCUCCGCAAUGUUUGAUAAAGUGUUUUCGCUGCACACGGACCUUUGGGAGUAAUAUGUGAGAAGUGCAUAGCUCCUUUGAAGAGCAACGCUUGCAACAGCUUGUACAUGAUGGCCUGCUCUUUAUGCCCUUGAUUAACUUUACACCCUAUCUGUGAGGAGGUGAUUUUGUAGCUUUGUUUAUGUUUGCUUACCAAGAGCUUCUCACCACAGAAAAAGCUCUGUGGAUACUGUAUUUCUUUUUCCAGUUUUGAUUGCAAUAUUUAGUGUACUGUGGCUGGCAGGCCAUGCUCUGCUCAUUAUAUCAACUCGAACUGGACUGUGUGGUGCUAAAAUGCAGCAAAAUGUGGUUAGUGCUAUUGCUGUUCUUUUUUUCUUUUUCUCUUCAUUUACUUGCUCAACAGUGCUUGUUUGAAUGCCUAAGGCAUUUGCGCACCAGUACUUGAAUACCAGUUUUUCUUACAUGUAGUAUCAGAAAUGGUAAAUUGUACUUAAGCUGUUUCUAUUAUUCACUUGUGACAGUUUGUGUAAUUCUAUAGACCACGCUGCAAAUGUGAUUGUUUAGUAGUACUGUGCAGUGUGCUCGGAACAGAAAACAUUUCCAAGGAGUACUGUCUGCAUAAUUAUUUACACAGGGUCCUGUCUCACUUCUUUGCACAACACCAUACAAAUGGUUUCAUAUCAAUGCAACAGGGUCUCGCCCAGGACUAAUAUUAUGAUUUGUCUAUGUCGGUGGCACAGAUGGCUAUUGAUUUGCAGAGGAACUCCAUGCGAACCAAAAUAAAUAUGCAAGGCAAUCAUACUGCAUACACAGCCCAUGCAAGCAUGCAGAGUGCUUUUUUUUUUCACUUUUUUUUUUUUUUUGCUGGUCUAGAAGCACUGUGUAGGUCUUAUGUUCACAGUAUUGCUACACACAGUGAGUGUCCUUUGCUGCUGGCAGUAAAUGGGAGGAAAAGCAUGUUGUUGCCUAAAACACAUAUCUGCUCAGUUUUCAAGCUUUAAAGAUUAGAUAGUUUUUGUUAUUGCAUAAGCCUUGCUCAAUGAUUGAAGUGUGUGGCACCUUGUUUUGUUUGCAAAAUGUGAUCAAUAUUUAGAUUGGUGGUGAAUGGAUAACAUUAUUCAGCAUACAGAGCUUGAUGUAGAAGCUUUCAAACCACAAGUUACAGAGGAUGAAUAAAAAGACUUCAUGUGUAGUUUUGCUUGAGCACAAGCUUAAUUUGUUCAGUAUAUAUAUAUAUAUAUAUAUAUAUAUAUAUAUAUAAAGUACCAUUCUUUAUGCUACUAAACAUAUAAUUUUGCUUUACGAUAUUAGUCUGGGCAGUCUGCAAUAUCUGUUCUAUAAAACGAAUAUAUCAUAUAGUUGAAUCUUGCAGAGAAGCAAUUGUGAAGAGCAAAAACUCGAUGCAGGUUUCAUAUUGUUGCAUGUGAUAUUUUACUCGUUUCGCCUUGUGAUGAUGGAUAUAGGACAGAAGUUAACGACUUUACAAGCUCCUCGUAUUGAGCACUCAGUGGGCAGGGAUAGCUCCCGAGUUCACGAAUGGAUGACAGUUGUCCAAGGACGUUACUAUUCAGCACUGCUGCUCCGCAUGAGGUAAACCGCAAAUGCGAAGGCUUAUCCGCGACUCAGCCGCAAUUUAUUAACUGUAAUUAAAACUAACGCAUUCAAAGCCAUUACAGUGGAUAUUUAAGUUUCACCAUUAGUGUUAGUACCAACGAUUAAUGCUGCAAGGCAAAGAUUUUAAAAAUUUAUUCUUUAGAUAGGGCCUGUAUGUUAUCUAGUAAAAUACUCAAGUACUUACGAGAAAAAAUUGGCAACCAUGAAUCAGUAGGUCUUUAGUCUGAACACAUCUUGGACAAAACAAAUUUAGUCGUCAAAAAUUGUGUUUGGAGCUCAGAUGGAACCUCGUGACAGUGCAUGGCUGCUGGAGAGUCAUCCUCUGAGUACAACACACAUUACUACCAAUGAAGUGUUAAAUCAACUCUGAAAGCGUACAGACAAUUCAGAAACCAAUUUUCAUUAUGCUUUGUUACACCAUUGCUGUCACCAUCCACCCUAAUUGGCAUUCCUUUCUUCGAAGAGGUUGUGUAUAAACUUGUUUUGCCCAUCUUUUGUCUUCUGUAAUGUAUGUUCACAUUGAGUACUUUGAAGACUCAAGGUGGUGGGUGCAUUUUCAAAAAGGGCAAAAGAAACAAAACAAAAAAAAGUAUUUAUUCAAUAAGUGAGUUGUGUUGCUGUAGUAUAGUGGAUUUGUGGUGCACUUGUACGUCAACUGUGUUCACUGAUGUUUGUGUACGUGCACAUGACUUUGCCACCAUUUAGUAGACAUUCCAUUUUGUUACCAAAACUUUUUUUUUUCCAAGCACGAAGUCAUAUCUCCAGUGUUUUGGAACACAAUGUGCCUGUGGAGUACUUUAUACUGCAGUACAUUGGCCUGCAUGGUGUACAGUGCAAGCAAAUAAAAUAUUUUCACGAACCAUA